AGCCCGUGACGAAAGCAGUGAGGGUAUAAAGCGCGCACCUGGAGACUGCGCUCGGGCAUCUGUCGUGAGGAGGAAAGCUCAGAAACCGGCCACGUAGCCACAGCAAACGCAACAUGUCCGCCAACUUUUGCGUGUUCUGCCUCUCCUCGCUCCUGCUUUUGAACUUUAUCGGGGCCAAACCGCUCUCCGAGUUACAGGAGAGCCUUAAGGAGCUCUUUGGAGAGGACCAAACUGCGAACGCGCCUUUCCUCGGACCGGAGUCGGAGUCGUCGUCGGAGUCGGAGCGGGGAGGUGGGACAGCGGAGCGUCGUGCACUAAGUGGAAGCGACUGGACCGUCGGGGAGAUCAGCAGCGCGCUCGCUGCUAAAGAGAACGCGCUGGAUCGCCUCAUCGGGGACAUCCUGUCCGUGUCCAAACGCAGUCGCUUUAAAAAAGGUGGCCUAAGGAGCUGUUUUGGUGUUAGGCUAGAGCGCAUCGGAUCAUUCAGUGGUCUCGGAUGCUAGAAGCGUCAGGAGCAGAUUAUACUGGAACAGGGCACUGAAACUCCUUACUUGAAAUCCUUGGGCAGGGCACAUGUCUUAUUAUUAUUACUGUUAUUAUAAUUUUUUUUUUAAACGUAACUUUAUUUUAAAAUAUGGCCAUGUUUACAGCUGUGCGCAGCGCAUCAUCUGCUGAGUGUUAUUUAUUCUGUGGUAAAUGUGUAGAAUUGUAUAUAAUCUGUUUUUUAAAGCUGGUCAUCUAAAGCUUUUACUGCUUCUUGUGUGUAUGUAUUUAUUUGUUGUCCAAAUUCAUGUUAUAGACUCAAUGGUGUGG
Messenger RNA from Tachysurus fulvidraco (yellow catfish), 813 nucleotides. It is a transcript of the gene nppal, whose product is annotated as natriuretic peptide A-like. Gene Ontology annotation, molecular function: hormone receptor binding; hormone activity. The transcript is spliced from 3 exons. Lineage: Eukaryota; Metazoa; Chordata; Actinopteri; Siluriformes; Bagridae. The record is from RefSeq and is a predicted model, not a curated record. The coding region runs from base 114 to 503 and encodes 129 amino acids. Gene Ontology annotation, cellular component: extracellular region.